Dermochelys coriacea (leatherback sea turtle) is the source of this 2827-nucleotide messenger RNA. RefSeq lists its product as uncharacterized. The record is from RefSeq and is a predicted model, not a curated record. The transcript is spliced from 3 exons. Bases 85 to 927 code for a protein of 280 amino acids. NCBI's taxonomy places the organism in Eukaryota, Metazoa, Chordata, Testudines, Dermochelyidae.
GGGAGGGACUCAGCUGAAAGCCCAGCAUUGGGGAUCUGUUGUGAGCAUCUGUCAGUGAGUGACGGCACCCCCUGCUCCUGCCCCAUGGAAACCAUGGUGCUGGGAUGGAUGCCCAGGGCUGGACUCCUGCUGCUGCCCCUUCUCCUCUGCUUCGGGCCAGAGACCGCCAGGAGCAUCAACCCAGCUGCGCUCAGAGUGAUUGUGAAUUAUGUUGAUAGGUUUCGCCCCGACAAGGACGGCCAAUAUGCAGUCGCGGUGAGCCUGCCCCAGGCGGCGUGUAAUCUCCUCGAAGAGCAGCAGCUGAGGGUGUACCUGAGUGAGGCAGAGCUGAACGAGAUGAAGGCUAAACUCAACAGCAAGGAGCUGUUCGAGGGCCAGAACAUCGCAGCCGCCCGGCACAGGUUCCAGAAGAAGAACUCCACCCUGCACUCUGAGUUCCUGCUGCUCAGCCCAGACCAGAACAACGUCAGCGCUGUCUCCCGCCUCCUGGACAAGACCCGGGGCCAGGAGGCCUGCCCAGAAACCCAUGUCCCGGGCAAGGAAUGCGGCAACAACUGCUACAAGAAGUGGUCCCCAGGCGAACCCUGUAGUUGGAACAGCUGCCUUAUCUUCUUCACCAAGAACUCGCCGUGCCUGGGCAUCUGCCUUAACGCCUCGAGCUGCUUCUACAUCCGGGACCUCAUGGAUGGGGUCUUCGGUGCCAUCAACAACAACUUCCGGGCCUUGGCCUUCCGGCAGGUCUACCAACCAGACAAGGCCCAGAAGCGGAAGGCAUUGUGGGAAGCCUGGCAAACCGUCCCAAACGCCCCGAUGUACAAGUGUGAUAACAAUGGCUGCGCCAGCUGUGAGGAGAAGAACCUCAGCCAGAACCCCUGCCUCGAGGGGGUGCCAGAGAUGAGAGCCAAGCCACAGAGAGCCCACGGGUGAUGGGAUCCCAGUGAGGAUGAGUUGGCUGGCUGGGACACAACCAGUCAACACACCAGUCAAUCCGUCUCCCUAACGUGCCCCUCUGUCUCUCUGGCUAACACACCCGCCUCUCUGUCACACUCCCUAUCUAGCCAUUGCCAUAGAUACUGGGGGGGCUGCAAUCCCUCCCCUUUGCUCUCAUUUCUAGGGUGCCCACCACCCUGGUACAGCAGUCCUGGAUUUUCCCUGAAAUCUCUCUCGCUCUCUGGGGCCGCAGCCCCAUCUGUGUCAUGUGGGUGCAAUUCCAGUGUGGCGCACUGAGUCCAAACAGGGGUGGCAUGGAUGGGACAAGUCAGUGGAUGAGGCAGACCCGGGGCACAAUUGGAAGGGGCGGAGGUGGCAGAUGGGAGAUGGGAUAUGGCGAGGGGUGGGCCAGAUGGGGGAUGGGACAUGGUGGGGGGGGGCGGUCAGGUAGGGGAUGGGAUGUAGCAAGGGAUGGAACAGAUGGGGGAUGGGAUGUGAGGUGAGGGGCAGGGCAGGGCAGAGGGGGGAUGGGACGUGUGGGGAGGAGCGGGAAAUGUGGGAUAGAACAUGAGGCUGGGCCAGACUGGGGUGGGGGAUGGGAGGUGGCGAGGGCUGGGCAGACUCCAGACUCCAGGGUUAGCAUAUUUGAACUUUCAAAAAAGAGGACACUCCACGGGGGGGGGAGUGUAGCCCCACCCCCUAGCCACUCCCUCCGACUUCCCGCCCCCUGACUGCCCCCCACAGAACCCCCAACCCAUCCAACCCCCCCGCUCCUUGUCCCCUGAUCGCCCCCUCCCGGGACCCCUGCACCUAACGGCCCCCCGGGACCCCACCCCCUAUCUAAGCCGCCCUUCUCCUUGUCCCUGACUGCUCCCUCUUGAGACCCCUCCCCACCCUAACUGCCCCCCUAGGAUCCCACUCCAUACCUGUCCCCUGACUGUUCUGACUCCUAUCCACACCCCCGCCCCUGCCAGAUACCCGGGGCUCCACGCCUAUCCAACUGCUCCCUGUCCCCUAUCUGCCCCCCGGAUCCCAUGCCCCUUCUCCAAUUCCCUGGUCCCCUUUCCGUGCCACUUAAAGCAGAGUGUCCGGCUCCGCACCCAAGGGAGCGCCCAGCCCAGCCCGAACGCUGCCGGCGGCAUGCUGAAGCUGCAGGGGAGUGGGGAAGUGGGAGAGGGGCUUUGGCUGCCGGAGAGGCCCCACGCGAGUGGCUCAGUCCAGCGUGGCCACCCUGUCAGCUGCUUUUUGGUCUUUAAAUAGCUGUCCGGGGCCUCACGUCUCUAUCUAUCUGCCCGGCACCCAUACCUCUGUCCAUGUGUCCGGCUCUCUCCAGCCCUGUAGGGCUAACCAAAAACAGCACAAUCAGAGGAUGUGGGAGGAGGCAGAACACGUCCGUCUGUACUUCAGCGAGAGUGGAUUUCUCUGUCUGUGCCAGCACAAUGUGACAAAAUGAGACAGCUGGGCUCUGGCCCAUUGACUUCAAGGGAUCGGGGCCAUUGACUCUGGACUUGCUUUUGGCCCAUGGACUCUCCCUAGUGAGGCCAUGUCUGUGGGCCGUGUGUGGUGUUUGGGUCCGGAGCCCGAGAAUCCAUCAGUCUGUCUGUCAGCAGGUUAUUUUGGGUGUGAGUCUUUCAGGGAAACGAUUCUCAGGGGUUUAGUUCCUGUGAGGGGGGUUGAAGUAACUCCCCAGACAGCACCAAGCUCGUGUCACUGCCCUGGGAUCGGAGUGAGGGGAGUGACUAUUAUGGGCCAGACCCCGUGCUGGUGCUGAACUCAAGGGGGUCAUGCCGAUCACACCAGCUGGGAUCUGUCCCUGUCUGCUCAAUCUGUCUCCAUUUCCCCACUCCAAGGGGGUGAAAAAACAAACCAGCCCCUGACCCGGCCUGCACACACAGCC